UUACUGGAAUACCGCCAUUAACCAACCUUCUCUUCCUUUCUCUUCUCCUCUCGUGACCCUGAACAUACAACCCCUGUGUUAACCAUUUUCUUUUUCUUUUCCAUUUAACCAAACAGUGAAAGCCUGGAAGGAAAACCAACCAGUUGAAAAUAUUCAACCACACUGAUGAUUAGCUCCUUUGCUCUUACUUUUUUUUGACUAAGUUACCCUCUCAAACAUUGACCUUCCUCCACCUUAUCAUCAUCUUCUUCUCUCUCUGUGACGUGCUUGUGUUUUUCCAAGAAAGAGACACCCAUGUUGAGUCUUAUACCUAUUUGGGCCAACAAAUGGGUUUGCUGAGGAACUUAGAGAAGAGAGGACAGAGGGAAGGAGAACAAGAGAAGAUGAGAGAAAAAGGAAGCUUGGAAAUGGGAACAAGAAACCCAUUCAAGGAUUAUUCUCAAUCUCACUCUCCCAACAGAAAGUUCUUCUCUUUCGCAAUCUUUGUUCUCCUCUCGAUUGCUCUCUUUCGCUUAUAUUUUUACCCACUUCCCCUUCUUCGUUCUCCUUCUUAUCACCUUUCCCAUAUUUAUAUCAACUCUUCUCCUUCUUCUUCUUCUUCUUCCCUCCCUCUUGUUCCUUUGUUACCUUCCUUGUCUUUCUCUAAAGAGGAGGAAAGGAGCGAUGAAGCUUUAUGUGACUACACCGACGGCGAAUGGAUACAUGACGAAAUGGGUCCAUUAUAUAACACCACCACCUGUGGCACAAUCAAGGAAGGUCAAAAUUGCAUCAGCCAUGGCAGGCCAGAUUUUGAUUAUCUAUAUUGGAGAUGGAAACCCCGGCAAUGCGACCUUCCCAGGUUUGAUCCAAACAGAUUUCUCCAGCUACUUGAAAACAAGCAUUUAGCUUUUGUUGGUGAUUCCAUGGCCAGGAAUCAAUUAGAGUCCCUUCUUUGCAUGCUCGCCACUGUUUCUACACCUAAUCUUAUUUACAGAAAUGGUGAAGAUAACAAAUUUCGCAGGUGGCAUUUUGAUUCUCACAACAUUACUGUAUCAGUUUACUGGUCACCUUUUCUUGUUAAGGGUAUUGAGAAAUCAGUUGCUUCUGGUCUAGAUCAUAAUAAGCUAUUUUUAGAUUCUGUUGAUGAGAGAUGGGCUGCUGAUUUGGAAUCAAUGGAUAUGAUUGUGUUAUCAAUUGGGCAUUGGUUUCUACACCCAGCAGUUUAUUUUGAGGGUGAUUCUGUAUUAGGUUGCCAUUUAUGUAUUGGACUCAAUCAUACCCAGAUUGGGUUCUUCGAUGUGUUUAGAAAAGCUAUAAGGACUACCCUUAAGACCAUAGUUGAAAGGAGAGGAGAAAAUGGUAAUGGUAAUGGAAUUGAUGUAAUCUUAACCACAUUUUCGCCUGCACAUUUCGAGGGCCGCCUGUGGGACAGUCUUGGUGCUUGUAAUCAGACACAGCCUUACAAGGAGGAAGAGAAAGUGCUUGAAAUAACUGAUGUUGAAAUGAGAAAAGGUGAGAUUGAAGAAGUGGAAGCUAUGAAAGUGAAUGGUAAGCAACUUAAGGGUUUUCGGCUAGAGGCGUUGGAUAUCACCAGAUUAUCAUCACUAAGGCCUGAUGGCCACCCUGGAGCUUAUAUGUAUGCUAAUCCAUUUGCUAAUGGAAUUCCAGAACAUGUGCAUAAUGAUUGUGUUCACUGGUGUUUGCCUGGGCCUGUCGAUACUUGGAAUCAGAUAUUACUGGAGGUUUAUAAGAGGUGGGAGGUUCAAUCAAGAAGAGGAGGAUGAUUCAUGAUUUAUGAUUCAUAUCAUGAAUCAUGAUUCAUGAUCCAUGAUUCAUGAUUCAUCACAGUAUCAAAACCAUAGAGGAUAUGGGUUUGUUUCAGUUUGUUGAUUAUCUUUUCCUUACACGAAUCGUGCUUGUUGUUUCCCAAGAACAAUUAUAAGAUGAGAAUUGAUGGAAUUCUUUGGUUCUAUUGGUCUUUCCUUUUGAUUGAGGUAAUGAGAAUAUAGGGGAAGAAUCAUGUCUCAAGUGAAUCCGAAGAGAGUUAAUUAUUUAUGAUUGCAUAAAGGGUUCCACGAAUUUUGGCUAGAAUAUAGAAUAUACUAAUUGUGUAAGAUUGUACAAGUUCUGCUGUUUCUUGUUUAAAUCUCACAAUCGAAAUCUUGGACCUGUUUGGUUU
This is a messenger RNA of Carica papaya (papaya), 2158 nucleotides long. RefSeq names its product TRICHOME BIREFRINGENCE-LIKE 27 (gene TBL27). Lineage: Eukaryota; Viridiplantae; Streptophyta; Magnoliopsida; Brassicales; Caricaceae. Gene Ontology annotation, molecular function: O-acetyltransferase activity. Gene Ontology annotation, cellular component: Golgi apparatus. The record is from RefSeq and is a predicted model, not a curated record.